Lactuca saligna is the source of this 665-nucleotide messenger RNA. The record is from the annotation of a GenBank genome assembly. Lineage: Eukaryota; Viridiplantae; Streptophyta; Magnoliopsida; Asterales; Asteraceae.
GCUAAAGAUUGGUUACCAAGGAAGUUGAAGGGGAUGCUUCCGGAAGAAGUCUUCAAUCCAAAUCAGAAUCAGAUAUCAAAUCUUCGUGGAGACAAGAUUCUAAUGAAAAAGGCAUGAAGCAGACUGUGGGGAGUGGGGGUAUUUUUAUCUAUUCUCCAACCAGAACACUUAAAGAAGUCAUGAGGGAUGAUCUUAAAGAAGAGUACAUUAGUUACAUGGCGGAGACACCUCGAGCCAUUGGAUCAGCAAAGGAAGAUAAUGACUGGGAUUUGUUGUUUGAGGAGAAAAUAAGGAAGAUAAUAAAAUUGUGGGAUGAAUGCAACAUUCCAUUGAUUCACAGGACCUACCUUUUCUUGCUCAUCCAAGGCGGUCCAUCUGAUUCCGUCUACAUCGAGAUUGAGCUCCGCCGACUAUCCUUCCUCCAGAAAGCAGUAGAUCACGCCUCAAGUAAAAACACAAGGGAAAUGGAUUUGGAGAGGGCGAUACUAAGCAGGAAACUACUGAGGAAAUACUCAGCAAAGGAAAGGGAAGGCCUUUUUCUACCAGACCACCUGCAGAAAGAAGCAUUCCAACACAUGAUUUUGAUCCUCUUGCCACUGCCACAUGCAAAGGAAUGGUUUUUUGCACAUUCCUUAUGUUCACAUCAACUCCAGCAUAAGGAAUAA